This is a messenger RNA of Dreissena polymorpha, 3045 nucleotides long. RefSeq names its product zinc finger protein 91-like. Gene Ontology annotation, molecular function: RNA polymerase II transcription regulatory region sequence-specific DNA binding; DNA-binding transcription factor activity, RNA polymerase II-specific. Bases 155 to 2233 code for a protein of 692 amino acids. Gene Ontology annotation, biological process: regulation of transcription by RNA polymerase II. The transcript has 6 exons. Gene Ontology annotation, cellular component: nucleus. The record is from RefSeq and is a predicted model, not a curated record. Lineage: Eukaryota; Metazoa; Mollusca; Bivalvia; Myida; Dreissenidae.
GGUUACCGCCCUUGUUUAUAAAAACUCGGAUAAAAUUUAAACAACAAAAGUCAUUUCAGAAGAAUUUGCAGAAUUAUAGCAUAUCGAUACGUAUGUGCAACGCGUUAUAUAUUCGCUCCCAAACUUUUUAAUACAACGGAUUAAGACAGUACAAAUGAUGACUGAUCAAAUGGGACACAUUUGCAAGAAUAGUCAAACAUCCAGAUUGGGGAAACUGAAAGAACUACUUACUGGUAGACAACAAACAAAACAUGAACUUAAAUGUGGAGGUUGCUCCCAAACAUUUGUGACCAUCUGUGCUCUUCAUGAACAUCUGUCAGAGCACUCAGAAACAGGCUCCUAUCACUUUGAUAACUGUACAGGCACUGCAUUUCCUAAGCAUGACUCACUGUGUGCAUACACUCAGUAUGAUCCAAAUGAUACUGGAUUGAUAAAUGACAUAAUUCAUUGCACGAGUUUGACUGAGCCAUCAGAAAGUCAUGAGAUGACAUACAAGACAGUGAUCGAUGCAUUCAGUAACACAAGUACUGAGUGCAAGAGAAGAAGUAACAGAAAAAUCAAACCCAAUCAGAAAUAUAAUUCAGAUAAAUUUAUACAGGAUGUUUGUUUAGAGAUAACACAUCAUACCUCAAAAAGUGACAAAGUUGAACAGUUAAAUGCAAAUGAGCAUGAUCAAAAUGCUUAUUUAGGAAGAGAAGUGUCCCCAGAUCUGCUCAUUCUUGAUCCAAAAGACUCUGAAUUAGGUAAACGAACAUAUAAUACAAAAACAUGCGGAAGUAUUGGUAAGAAUGAUACUAGUAAAAGAAAAAUAAUAACUUCAACUGUUGAGAAUGUCCUGCAUAAUACAAAUGACAGUACUGAAGGUAAAACUGAUCCAAUCAUAAAUGAAAUCCAAAGUACAGAUGAACAGACAGCCACUGAAGCUUUGCUGGAAAUAAGUGAAUGUAACUCAGAAAGGGUGGGCAGCAAUUCUAAAUGCACCAAAGUUAAUAAAAGAUGUAGAAAACCUAUUUGUUCUGCACAUAUACGGCAGAAUUCUUCCGCCAAAAGCAAGAAAGACACUAAAUAUAAUGGGGAUCCGAAUAGUAAAAUUAGAGAUAAUUCAACAAUGGUUAAAUUAUCUGCUAAAAGUGGACAUCUUCGAAAGUGUAAAAUUUGUGGAAAAGUUGGAAGUUCAGCUGUGAUAUCCUAUCACAAACAUAUUCAUCAAGGCGGAUAUUCCUGUGAGAAAUGUGGUGUGCAGUUGAAACACCCAAGAACCUUAGCUGCCCAUCUUCUACAGCAUGAGGCCAAGCAGUUCAAGUGUGACCAGUGUGGGGCUGGUUUCCGGCGCAAGCAGUACCUAGACACACACCUGCUGAUCCACAGUGGGGAGCGACCUUUUAUGUGUGAGGAGUGUGGACAGUCGUACAGAAGUGCAUCCUGUCUUUCGCGACAUGUACGGCACAUUCAUAAAAAUCUUCGCAGCCAUGAAUGUGACAUCUGCCAUGAGCGCUUCUUCCGUAUCGAUCACAUGAAGAACCACCGUGUCCGGCACUUUGAGGCAAAAUUGCAGUGCAAAUACUGUGGCAAGGGAUUCAAGGUUCUUCCUGACCUGAAACGUCACAUGUUAAUACAUACGGGUGAAAAGACCCAUAUAUGCCCGCUGUGUUCACAUGGUUUCAUUUCUGUAUUUCACUAUUACAAGCACAUGAUUAAGAAACACAACAUCGACAGGUGCAAGGCAAAGAAAAUGAAAGAGCAUUUCAAGGCGAUUUCUGGAUCGGGAAAGUGUUCUUCAAAGGGCAAUCGCGUUACUAUUGCUAGCAAUUUAGUUGGGGAUAGCGUGGUUACUAUGGAAACAGAAUCAGGUAAAUUCGGAAUCGGUGAUAUAUAUACCAAAGAGCUAUUCAUCGCAGUUGAUGAAGAUGUGGAUGAUCAGAAGUUUAUUGCAACCAGCAAAAAAUCUAAGAAUCUGACCAAAAGAAAUAUUAAACGCAUAGACGUAGACUUUCAGACGACUGUAACCAUGGGUCAACAGCAAGCAGAUGAAGUGCAAGAGCGAGAGCGAACUCCGUUUCAUGGCGAAGGUUUACUGGAUCUUAUGGGAAACGGGUCAUCUCAGACAAUAAUUGGAGGCUCCGACCUGAACAUGAUAAACCAGUACUUUGAUGACGGAGCUGAGUCAGUGAUUGUCCAAGAUUGUGAUUAUGCCGCAGAGAUCGUUAUUGAUCAUAGCCUGAUGGAUCCCUAGCUUAUUGAAUUAUGUGUUAGCAUAUGUUUAUGCUACCAUUCAUUAUCAUUAUUUUGGCUUUUUUAUGUCCCCCACUAUAGUAGUGGGGGACAUAUUGUUUUUGCCCUGUCUGUUGGUCUGUCUGUUGGUCUGUCUGUUUGCGCCAACUUUAACAUUUUGAAAUAACUUUUGCUAUAUUGAAGAUAGCAACUUCAUAUUUGGCAUGCACGUGUAUCUCAUGAAGCUGCACAUUUUGAGUGGUGAAAGUUCAAGGUCAAGGUCAUCCUUCAAGGUCAGAGGUCAAAUAUAUGUGGCCAAAAUCGCUCAUUUUUUGAAUACUUUUGCAAUAUUGAAGAUAGCAACUUGAUAUUUGGCAUGCAUGUGUAUCUCAUGGAGCUGCAUAUUUUGAGUGGUGAAAGGUCAAGGUCAUCCUUCAAGGUCAGAGGUCAAAUAUAUGUGGCCCAAAUCACUUAUUUUAUAAAUACUUUUGCAAUAUUGAAGAUAGCAACUUGAUAUUUGGCAUGCAUGUGCAUCUCAUGGAGCUGCACAUUUUGAGUGGUGAAAGGUCAAGGUCAUCCUUCAAGGUCAGAGGUCAAAUAUAUGUGGCCCAAAUCGCUUAUUUUAUGAAUUCUUUUGCAAUAUUGAAGAUAGCAAGUUGAUAUUUGGCAUGCAUGUGUAUCUCAUGGCGCUGCACAUUUUGAGUGGUGAAAGGUCAAGGUCAUCAUUCACAAGGUCAAGGUCAUCCUUCAAGGUCAAACAUCAUAUAGGGGGACAUUGUGUUUCACAAACACGUCUUGUUUAAUGUGUAUUUGUAAAAUAAACUUUGAAUUGAA